Auanema sp. JU1783 is the source of this 315-nucleotide messenger RNA. The record is from the annotation of a GenBank genome assembly. Lineage: Eukaryota; Metazoa; Nematoda; Chromadorea; Rhabditida; Rhabditidae.
AUGGCACAACCAGGUAUUGAGGCACUGGCCGUUGGUCUUAACAAGGGACAUCAAGUCACCAAGAACGUUACCAAGCCAAAGCAAUCUCGCAGAAUGGGAGCUUGCUCCAAGAAGAACAAGGUUGUUCGCGAUCUCGUCCGUGAAAUCACCGGAUUCGCUCCAUACGAGAAGCGUGUUCUUGAAAUGCUCCGUAUCUCCAAGGAUAAGAGAGCCCUCAAGUUCUUGAAGAAGCGCAUAGGAACCCACCUUCGCGCCAAGAAGAAGCGUGAGGAACUUCAAAAUAUUAUUGUUGCUCAGCGCAAGCAUCAUAAGUAA